Bombina bombina (fire-bellied toad) is the source of this 1008-nucleotide messenger RNA. It is a transcript of the gene PSMA3, whose product is annotated as proteasome 20S subunit alpha 3. The record is from RefSeq and is a predicted model, not a curated record. Gene Ontology annotation, cellular component: proteasome core complex, alpha-subunit complex; synapse; proteasome core complex. The transcript has 11 exons. The coding region runs from base 96 to 863 and encodes 255 amino acids. Lineage: Eukaryota; Metazoa; Chordata; Amphibia; Anura; Bombinatoridae. Gene Ontology annotation, biological process: ubiquitin-dependent protein catabolic process.
CUCAGGUCUCGCGUUGUUAGUCGACUGACGUGAGUUAGAACUCCAUCCACAAAGUGCAGUCUCACUACUAGCCGGUGCGCAUUGUUAGCGGAGAGAUGAGUUCCAUCGGUACCGGGUAUGAUCUAUCAGCUUCCACGUUCUCUCCAGAUGGCAGAGUGUUUCAGGUUGAAUAUGCAGCUAAAGCAGUUGAGAACAGCAGCACGGCCAUUGCUAUCCGGUGUAAGGAUGGUGUUGUGUUUGGUGUAGAGAAACUUGUCCUGUCUAAGCUCUAUGAAGAAGGUUCAAACAAAAGGAUCUUUAAUGUUGAUCGACAUGUUGGAAUGGCAGUGGCCGGACUCCUUGCAGAUGCCCGAUCCUUAGCAGAUAUAGCUAGAGAAGAAGCUUCCAACUUCAGGUCAAACUACGGUUAUGAUAUCCCAUUAAAGCACCUUGCGGACAGAGUAGCUAUGUACGUGCAUGCGUAUACGUUGUACAGCGCUGUCAGACCAUUUGGCACAAGUUUCAUGAUGGGAUCUUACAACGAAGAUGAUGGUUCUCAGCUGUAUAUGAUCGAUCCAUCUGGUAUUUCCUAUGGAUACUGGGGCUGCUCUAUUGGUAAAGCUAAACAGGCAGCCAAGACCGAAAUCGAGAAGCUUCAGAUGAAAGACAUGACCUGCCGGGAAGUGGUCAAAGAGGUGGCGAAAAUAAUCUACAUCGUACAUGAUGAAGUAAAGGACAAAUCUUUUGAGCUGGAGCUGAGCUGGGUUGGAAAAAUAACUAACGGAAAACAUGAAGUUGUUCCCAAAGAUGUCCGGGAAGAAGCAGAAAAAUAUGCAAAGGAAUCUUUAGAAGAAGAAGAUGAUUCGGAUGAUGACAACAUGUAACAUUUCAUAGCUUCAGCUGUACGAGAAUUUUUUUUUUUUUGUAUAUAAAUUUACAGCACUGGACAGAUUGUGUCAAACUGUUUCUGGAAAGGUUUUGUUAUUUGCUCAUCUUUUUAUCACACAAGUAAAAAACAAGCUAAUGUGC